Messenger RNA from Letharia columbiana, 1974 nucleotides. RefSeq lists its product as uncharacterized. NCBI's taxonomy places the organism in Eukaryota, Fungi, Ascomycota, Lecanoromycetes, Lecanorales, Parmeliaceae. The record is from RefSeq and is a predicted model, not a curated record. The transcript is spliced from 3 exons. The coding region runs from base 1 to 1974 and encodes 657 amino acids.
AUGCUGUGUUCCCUCUGUGACGCCAUAUUCAGGGCGCCCAUCGAAUUCAAAUUCCGCCUUUACAAGAAGUUCGUGGAUCUUCAUCGAGAGUCCGCAGCUUUAGAAAAUUGUUAUAUGUGCGAUUGCAUAUGGCGCAGCUUCAUUGGUGACGACGAGAACGUUGAGGCAACUGAUGCUGCAGAUUAUUUUACCACAUACAGGUUCAUUGACCAGUCCCGUAUGCAUGGUCAUACUGGUCUUCUUGCGCUCGUCUCGGACUACGACUAUCCUGCUUUCUACGUUGAGCCUGUAGCAGACGGAUACCAUGUUCCUGAGGUGACGAGAGAUCGAUCUACGACCAACACAGAUUCCGAGGAAAGUUGGACACUCAUCAAGCAAUGGCUGGGGCAAUGCAUCAAUGGACAUGUGAAAUGUAACGAGCAUGUUUCCCGUAUAAAUGCUAGACUCCCGGCUCGAUUGCUCGACUUAUCAAAUAAUCAGCUACGUCUUAUCCUUACGAACGAGACCACACCAGAUGGCCCCUAUGCAUCGUUGAGUCAUUGCUGGGGCUCUGGCCAAUACUUCAAGCUCACGACAGCUACUGUUGAUCAGAUGAAGGCAGGUUUCAGCAAAACCUUGCUAUCUCGGACUUUCAACGACGCAAUUCGUGCUACGCUGGAACUUGGCCUAAAAUAUCUAUGGAUCGACGCCCUCUGCAUCGUCCAAGACUUCAAGUCUGAUUGGAGCCGAGAAGCUCUUGCAAUGGCAGAUGUUUAUCAGGGAGCUCUCUGUAACCUCGCAGCAACUGGUUCCGCAGAUGGCCAUGGCGGUCUCUUUCACGACCGGAAUGCUAACAUGGUGUCACGGUGCAUCGUUGAGACAGAUUGGCCUGAGAGUUCUGUCCAAAAGCUAAGGAAGCAGCCUGACUGGGGAAAGAGCAGGAAAAGAUUAUACGAAGUUCGAUGUGAUGGAUUUUGGAGAAUGGAGCUUGAGCGAGCACCUCUCUUGCAACGAGCGUGGGUGCUCCAAGAGCGUCUUCUCGCGCCACGCGUUAUUCAUUUUGGUGCUCGACAAGUGCUAUGGGAGUGCCUGGAAGUGGAGGCUUGCCAAACCUAUCCCGAUGGACUACCGUUCGAGUACGGUCCGCGACGUUUCAAGGGACUGGACCCUUCUGUCGACGGGCAAAGGAUACGGCGUAACGUGGGACCGACUCACAUAGAUACUAACCGGUUUGAUGCCUACUAUCUGUGGGAUAAUAUCAUCGAGUCUUAUUCGGAAGGCGCAUUAUCGCACGAAGAAGACAAAUUGAUCGCGCUGUCUGGUGUGGCAAAAUACAUGGAAACUAUCUUGCACGACAGGUAUCUCGCCGGCCUAUGGCAACAGUGUCUUCCCUCUCAGCUCCUCUGGCGUUAUGACUCUCCGGGAACACGGCCUCAUAAGUACCGCGCGCCUUCUUGGUCGUGGGCUUCCGUGAACCCUCAGACCGAUCGCGGCCUUACGGCUGGUCGUUGCUACGACAUGGGUAUCUUAGCAAAGGUGAUCGAGGUCAAGAUCGAAAGUCCGGGCCAAGAUACCACUGGCCAAGUCACUGGAGGCCACCUGCGAUUGCGCGGUCCCCUAUGCACGGCUCAGUUCCUCCCCCGGAAGGAAACCGAUAUCAGCAGGCUCUCCCGCGUCGGUGUGCGGAUGGGGGGACUUGAAAGGAGCGGAGUAGUGUACGAGGACGUACUUGGCGAGCUGCAAGCGUCAGAAGAAACCACCGGAGGCCAUCGAUACCACUUUUUUGUCAUCGAACUCCAACUAGGCAACCCCAAUACGCUUGUAGGACUGAUGCUUCAGCCGACGGGAAUACGAAACGGUCAAUUUCGACGAUGUGGCAUAGUGCACAUGUCUUUGACUGAAAUCGAAACUACUGUCCCAGAUAUGGAGCAAGAGCCUUGGCUCCAGUAUGAAGAAAGUCACGGCGGAAACACAUAUACUAUCACUGUCAUUUAA